AUGGCGCCCGGGAACCGGUGGCGGCCGCCGUCGCUGCCUCUGCUGCUGCUGCUGACGCUCGCGGCAGGUGCGGGCGGCCUGGAGUUUGGCGGCGGCCCCGGGCAGUGGGCGCGCUACGCGCGAUGGGCCGGCGCGGCGAGCAGCGGCGAGCUCAGCUUCAGCCUACGCACCAACGCCACGCGCGCGCUGCUGCUCUACCUGGACGACGGCGGCGACUGCGACUUCCUGGAGCUACUGCUGGUGGACGGGCGCCUGCGGUUGCGCUUCACGCUCUCGUGCGCCGAGCCCGCCACGCUGCAGCUGGACACGCCGGUGGCCGACGACCGCUGGCACAUGGUGCUGCUGACCCGCGACGCGCGCCGUACCGCCCUGUCGGUGGACGGCGAGGCCCGCGCCGCCGAGGUGCGCUCGAAGCGGCGCGAGAUGCAGGUGGCCAGCGACCUGUUCGUGGGAGGCAUCCCACCCGACGUGCGACUCUCGGCGCUCACGCUCAGCACCGUCAAGUACGAGCCGCCCUUCCGCGGCCUCCUGGCCAACCUGAAGCUGGGCGAGCGGCCCCCCGCGCUGCUGGGCAGCCAGGGCCUGCGCGGCGCUGCCGCCGACCCCCUGUGCGCCCCCGCGCGCAACCCCUGUGCCAACGGCGGCCUCUGCACUGUGCUGGCCCCCGGCGAGGUGGGCUGCGACUGCAGCCACACGGGCUUCGGUGGCAAGUUCUGCAGCGAAGGUGAGCCCGGGGGAGCCGCCGCUGGGCUCCUGGGCACGGGACCCUCUUCCAUUUCCCCACGGUGGCGUCCAGGCAAGGAAGAGUUUGUGGCGACCUUCAAAGGCAAUGAGUUCUUCUGCUAUGACCUGUCACACAACCCGAUCCAGAGCAGCACGGACGAGAUUACGCUGGCCUUCCGCACCCUGCAGCGCAAUGGGCUGAUGCUGCACACGGGCAAGUCGGCCGACUACGUCAACCUGUCCCUCAAAUCCGGGGCGGUCUGGCUCGUCAUCAACCUGGGCUCAGGAGCCUUUGAAGCCCUGGUGGAACCCGUCAAUGGCAAGUUCAACGACAACGCCUGGCACGAUGUCCGGGUCACUCGAAACCUGCGCCAGCACGCAGGCAUUGGACACGCUAUGGUGACCAUCUCGGUGGACGGGAUCCUGACCACCACAGGCUACACGCAGGAGGACUACACCAUGCUGGGCUCUGACGACUUCUUCUACAUUGGGGGCAGCCCCAACACGGCCGACCUGCCGGGCUCGCCCGUCAGCAACAACUUCAUGGGCUGCCUCAAGGACGUGGUCUAUAAGAACAACGACUUCAAGCUGGAACUGUCCCGCCUGGCGAAGGAAGGAGACCCCAAGAUGAAGCUGCAGGGGGACCUGUCAUUCCGCUGUGAGGAUGUGGCUGCCCUGGACCCCGUGACCUUUGAGAGCCCCGAGGCCUUUGUGGCACUGCCCCGCUGGAGCGCCAAGCGCACAGGCUCCAUCUCCCUAGACUUCCGCACCACGGAGCCCAACGGGCUGCUGCUCUUCAGCCAGGGCCGGCGGGCCGGGGCAGGGCCUGGCAGCCCCAGCACUGCCCAGCGGGCCGACUACUUUGCCAUGGAGCUAUUGGAUGGCUACCUCUACCUUCUGCUGGACAUGGGCUCAGGGGGCAUCAAGCUGCGGGCGUCCAGCCGCAAGGUCAACGACGGCGAGUGGUGCCACGUGGACUUCCAGAGGGAUGGGCGCAAAGGCUCCAUCUCGGUGAACAGCCGCAGCACUCCGUUCUUGGCCACCGGAGAGAGUGAGAUCCUGGACCUGGAGAGCGAGCUGUACCUGGGCGGUCUCCCUGAAGGCGGGCGGGUGGACUUGCCCCUGCCCCCGGAGGUGUGGACCGCAGCGCUGCGGGCUGGCUACGUGGGCUGCGUGCGGGACCUCUUCAUAGACGGGCGGAGUCGAGAUCUCCGGAGCCUGGCCGAGGCGCAGGGGGCUGUGGGCGUGGCCCCUUUCUGCUCCCGGGAGACGCUGAAGCAGUGUGCCUCUGCUCCCUGCCGCAACGGGGGCGCCUGCCGGGAGGGCUGGAACCGCUUCGUCUGUGACUGCAUCGGGACCGGCUUCCUGGGGCGGGUCUGUGAGAGAGAGGCUACGGUCCUGAGCUACGACGGCUCCAUGUACAUGAAGAUCAUGCUGCCGAACGCCAUGCACACGGAGGCGGAGGACGUGUCCCUGCGCUUCAUGUCCCAGCGGGCUUACGGGCUCAUGAUGGCCACCACCUCCAGGGAGUCCGCGGACACCCUGCGCCUGGAGCUGGACGGGGGCCAGAUGAAGCUCACUGUCAACCUCGACUGCCUGCGCGUCGGCUGCGCACCCAGUAAAGGCCCCGAGACGCUCUUUGCGGGGCACAAGCUCAAUGACAAUGAGUGGCACACAGUGAGGGUGGUGCGACGGGGCAAGAGCCUGCAGCUGUCGGUGGACAACGUGACCGUGGAGGGACAGAUGGCAGGGGCCCACACGCGGCUGGAGUUCCACAACAUUGAGACGGGCAUCAUGACGGAGCGGCGCUUCAUCUCUGUGGUGCCCUCCAACUUCAUCGGGCACCUGAGCGGGCUGGUGUUCAACGGCCAGCCCUACAUGGACCAGUGCAAGGACGGGGACAUCACCUACUGUGAGCUCAAUGCUCGUUUUGGCCUGCGUGCCAUCGUGGCCGAUCCCGUCACCUUCAAGAGUCGCAGCAGCUACCUGGCGCUUGCCACGCUCCAAGCUUAUGCCUCCAUGCACCUCUUCUUCCAAUUCAAGACCACGGCCCCCGACGGGCUCCUCCUGUUCAACUCAGGAAAUGGCAACGACUUCAUCGUCAUCGAGCUGGUCAAGGGGUACAUCCACUACGUGUUUGACCUGGGGAAUGGCCCGUCCUUGAUGAAGGGGAACUCAGACAAACCAGUCAAUGACAACCAGUGGCACAACGUGGUGGUGUCCAGGGACCCGGGCAACGUGCACACGCUCAAGAUUGACUCCCGCACUGUCACGCAGCACUCCAAUGGCGCCCGAAACCUCGAUCUCAAAGGGGAGCUGUACAUUGGCGGUCUGAGCAAGAGCAUGUUCAACAACCUGCCCAAGCUCGUGGCCUCUCGGGAUGGCUUCCAGGGCUGCCUGGCCUCGGUGGACCUCAACGGGCGCCUCCCUGACCUCAUCGCUGACGCCCUGCACCGCAUCGGGCAGGUGGAGAGGGGCUGUGACGGCCCCAGCACCACCUGCACCGAAGAGUCUUGUGCCAACCAGGGCGUCUGCUUGCAGCAGUGGGACGGCUUCACCUGCGACUGCACCAUGACGUCCUAUGGAGGCCCCGUCUGCAAUGACCCUGGAACCACGUACAUCUUUGGGAAGGGGGGAGCGCUCAUCACCUACACGUGGCCCCCCAAUGACCGGCCGAGCACAAGGAUGGACCGCCUGGCCGUGGGCUUCAGCACGCACCAGCGGAGCGCCGUGCUGGUGCGGGUCGACAGCGCCUCGGGCCUCGGGGACUACCUGCAGCUGCACAUCGACCAGGGCACCGUCGGGGUGAUCUUUAACGUGGGCACGGACGACAUUACCAUCGACGAGCCCAACGCCAUCGUGAGCGACGGCAAAUACCACGUGGUGCGCUUCACUCGAAGUGGUGGCAACGCCACCUUGCAGGUGGACAGCUGGCCGGUCAACGAGCGGUACCCGGCAGGAAACUUUGAUAACGAGCGCCUGGCGAUUGCUAGACAGAGAAUCCCCUACCGGCUUGGUCGAGUAGUUGAUGAGUGGCUGCUCGACAAAGGCCGCCAGCUGACCAUCUUCAACAGCCAGGCUGCCAUCAAGAUCGGGGGCCGGGAUCAGGGCCGCCCCUUCCAGGGCCAGGUGUCCGGCCUCUACUACAAUGGGCUCAAGGUGCUGGCGCUGGCCGCCGAGAGCGACCCCAACGUGCGGACCGAGGGCCACCUGCGCCUGGUGGGGGAGGGGCCGUCCGUGCUGCUCAGCGCGGAGACCACGGCCACCACCCUGCUGGCCGACAUGGCCACCACCAUCAUGGAGACCACCACCACCAUGGCCACCACCACCACGCGCCGGGGCCGCUCCCCCACGCUGAGGGACAGCACCACCCAGAACACAGAUGACCUCCUGGUGGCCUCGGCCGAGUGCCCGAGCGAUGACGAGGACCUGGAGGAGUGUGAACCCAGUACUGGAGGAGAGUUAAUAUUGCCCAUAAUCACGGAGGACUCCUUAGACCCCCCUCCCGUGGCCACCCGAUCCCCCUUCGUGCCCCCACCCCCCACCUUCUACCCCUUCCUCACGGGCGUGGGUGCCACCCAAGACACCCUGCCCCCGCCUGCGGCCCGCCGCCCGCCUGCCGGGGGCCCCUGCCAGGCCGAGCAGGACGACAGCGACUGCGAGGAGCCUAUCGAGGCCUCGGGCUUUGCCUCCGGGGAGGUCUUUGACUCCAGCCUCCCCCCCACGGACGACGAGGACUUUUACACCACCUUUCCCCUGGUCACGGACCGCACUACCCUCCUGUCCCCGCGCAAGCCCGCUCCCCGGCCCAACCUCAGGACAGAUGGGGCGACGGGCGCCCCUGGGGUGCUGCUCGCCCCCUCCGCCCCGGCCCCCAACCUGCCAGCGGGCAAAAUGAACCACCGAGACCCGCUGCAGCCCCUGCUGGAAAACCCACCCCUGGGGCCCGGGGCCCCCACGCCCUUCGAGCCGCGGAGGCCCCCUCCCCUGCGCCCCGGCGUGACCUCCGCUCCCGGCUUCCCCCGUCUGCCCACAGCCAACCCCACGGGGCCCGGGGAGCGGGGCCCGCCGGGCGCGGUGGAGGUGAUCCGGGAGUCCAGCAGCACCACGGGCAUGGUGGUGGGCAUCGUGGCGGCCGCGGCGCUCUGCAUCCUCAUCCUCCUCUAUGCCAUGUACAAGUACCGCAACCGCGACGAGGGCUCCUACCAGGUGGACCAGAGCCGGAACUACAUCAGUAACUCGGCCCAGAGCAACGGGGCGGUGGUGAAGGAGAAGGCCCCGGCCGCCCCCAAGACGCCCAGCAAGGCCAAGAAGAACAAAGACAAGGAGUAUUACGUCUGA
Messenger RNA from Rangifer tarandus platyrhynchus (Svalbard reindeer), 5064 nucleotides. The record is from the annotation of a GenBank genome assembly. NCBI's taxonomy places the organism in Eukaryota, Metazoa, Chordata, Mammalia, Artiodactyla, Cervidae.